Molecule: messenger RNA, 2129 nt
Organism: Neltuma alba
Lineage: Eukaryota; Viridiplantae; Streptophyta; Magnoliopsida; Fabales; Fabaceae
Product: cation/calcium exchanger 5
Exons: 2
Coding region: 81-1685 (534 amino acids)
Biological process (GO): transmembrane transport; monoatomic cation transport
Cellular component (GO): membrane
Molecular function (GO): monoatomic cation transmembrane transporter activity
Source: RefSeq, a predicted model, not a curated record
ACGCGUAAAAGCCUGAGGGAGAGAGUCGUGAGAAAGCGUUGGAUGCUGAAGAAAUCCCCAGUGGAUUUCGAGGUAAUGGCAUGGCCUUCGCUUUCCCCUCCUUGAAAUCCUCCUCUCUUUCCCUCUCACUUGUUCUCAUCUUUCUCUUCUUCCUCCUCAACCCUCCCUUUCCUUCUCCCUCUAUCCGCAGGUCACUUCUUAUCUCUAAUUCCACCACUCCCACUUCCUCCUGCUUCUCCACUGGAUCCCACUCCAAUGGCCUCAUCGACUACUUCUCCAUCCAUCAUUGCCUUUUCCAACAUAACUCCUUCCAUUCCAUCCCUUUUCUUUCUCUAUUCCUCCUUUUACAUUUCUAUAUCCUCGUCAAAACUGCCCAAGAUCAUUUCUCUAUCGUCACCACCAAGCUCGCACUUCACCUCAACUUGUCUCCCAGCAUGGGCGCUGUAACCCUCUUAGCUUUGGGUAAUGGCGCACCCGAUGUUUUCGCUUCCGUCGCUGCUCUUCGUGGCGGUCAGUACCGAACUGGGCUGGCUGCGAUUCUUUCUGCCGGAACCUUCGUCUCGGCUUUUGUAGUUGGGUUCGUGGCAGUUUACGCCGCACCCUUUUCUGUUGAUCCCGCUCCCUUUGUGAGGGAUGUCUUAUUUUACUUGAUCUCCGUCAUGUUCCUCUUCUAUGUCUACCUUAGUGCUGAGAUUUCUCUAUGGCAAGCUGUUGGCUUUGUGGGUUUUUAUUUGUUCUUCGUUGGUUUUGUGUUUUACAUGGAUUUGGGAUUGGGAAGUCGUAGGGAUAAGGGUGGGAGUGUGGGGAGUUUCGGUGGAGAUCUAGAGGGACAAAAGGAACCAAUUACAGCCAGCUGCGACGUCAAAGUUUCAGGAAGUCUACAGGAAAAGAAACGCGUUUCCAGAAUUCGUCGCAGUUUUGAAACGAUUUCAGUUACAUGGGAUCGUCCAGUCUCAAUUCUCCUAAAAUUGACAAUACCUCAAUCUGGACCAGCAGAAUGGAGCAGAUUUUAUGCAUCAGCUAAUAUUGCUCUUUGUCCCCUAGCCAUUUUGUAUUCCUGCAACUCAUUGGUUUCAUUUAGUUACCCAAUAGUUUUCCUCCUUCCCAACACUCAUUUCCCCCUCUGGUUGGUAGUGUUCAUGGCAAGCUGCUCUCUUGCGCUUCUUCACUAUAUAAUUGAAAAAGAACCCCCAAAGGCGGAGGAAAUUCCUGUAGUGCUUUUAGCAUUCGUUAUGAGUGUGUUUUGGAUAUCUACUGUGGCCGGAGAACUGCUGAACUGCCUUGAAGCAUUAGGAACGCUUCUCAAACUGCCACCCGCACUGCUUGGUUUUACAGUAUUGGCAUGGGGAAAUUCAGUGGGGGAUCUUGUUGCUGAUGUUGCAGUUGCCAAAGCUGGCCAUCCAGCAAUGGCAAUGGCUGGGUGCUUUGCUGGGCCAAUGUUCAACAUGCUUGUGGGGCUUGGGACUGCACUGGUGAUGCAGACUGCCAAACUUUAUCCCAGUGCUUAUGUGCUUAAAUUUCACAUGGGUAUUGUUAUAGCAUUUGCAUUCCUGCUUUUGAGCCUUAUGGGGUCUCUCCUAGUGAUCACUUGGUGCAGAUUUCGAGUUCCUAGGUUUUGGGGAUUCUGUCUGGUUGGACUGUAUGUUGCUUUUACGGCAGUGAGCGUGGUGGUAGCCAUGUUUUGAGGGCGAUCGGUCUUGGGAGGCGGAUUUAAUUUCAAUUGUUAUAUUGAUGCUUAAGCUUAACCAAUAAGCCAGCCACCUCUACAUUUGCUGGUGCGGUCGCUUGGCUCUCCGCAGUGGGGCAUUGUAAUUGUUAGAGAAAGAACACUUUAGCAAAAGGGCAUAGCAAAAUUGAUGAUAGCCAUAUGGAUGACGUUAUUAUUCCUUCCUUUCAGUUCAAUCUCCCGGCGUCUGCAAGAUUAUGUGGUUUAAUUGUAACGAGUAGAAGUCAGUGUAGCAUCGCCGUUCGUCUGAAACGCCCCAGUGAAUAGUCAUUUAGGCAUUAGGGCUAUACUAGCUCAGAUGGGGCUAACAUGUUUUUGUAAUCUUUCUUCGACGGUCACUACCCCCUUGUAAAAAUGCACAAUUUUUCUUUAUAUGCUUGCUGGGAAACGAAUUGAUCUGGAA